AUGACGAUUGAACAUGAUUUUAGUACUGAAGACAUACUAUUCCCUACCGAAAGCAUGAACACUAUGCAUCAUGCGGACAAUAGUUCUUCAAACAACAUAAACAAUGAUAUGAACCCUUAUUCUUUAGAUGUCAAAAACAGUGUUUUUGAUAGUGUCGAUACCAGUAACAUACAAAACCAAGAAACUCCAUUGACGAUGGGGUUCCCCCCAUUAUCCUUUGACUCUCCCCUAACUGCAACUGACACAUUAUCCUCCACUACUGAUAAUAAUCUACACCUGAAGUCCAAUAUCAACAAGAACUAUAACACGAGUAACAACGUGAACGACAAUGAGAACGUCAACACUAGCAACACGAAUACCGCUAGUUCAAACCAGUACACGACGCUCACAUCGCCAUAUCCCAUGAGCGAUCUUUUGUACAACAUGAAUAACUCUUUGCAAUCACCGUCACCUUCAUCGGUGCCCCCAAAUCCAUCCAACACCACCGUAAACCCGAAGUCAAACAAUGAAAUUAGGCCAUCACCACAAAUGUCAAACGGGAAUGAAACCCUCAUAUCCCCUCGUGCCCAACAACAAACUUCCAUUAACGAUGACCACCUGUCUUUUCCCAAUCCUCCUAAUACAAAUCUUUUCAUUGACACAAACCCCAACAACUUGAAUGAAAAAUUACGAAACCAAUUAAACUCAAACACAAAUUCAUAUUCCAACUCCACUUCCAAUUCCACUUCCAAUUCAACUGGCAAUUUGAACUCCAGUUAUUUCAACUCAUUAAACAUAGAUUCAAUGCUAGAUGAUUACGUAUCCAGCGAACUCCUACUGAAUGAUGAUGAGGAUAACGAGUUGUCACAACGAAGGUUUAGUGAUGUCAUAACUAAUCAGUUUCCGGCAAUUACGAAUUCUAGAAACUCUAUUUCUCACUCUUUGGACCUAUGGAACCAUCCAAAGAUAAAUUCGAAUAUUAAAAACUCAAGUACAGAUAAAAACCUUAAUAACUCCAACUCAAGUUCCAAUGCAAGUCCAAAUGCUACCAGCACUAACACAAACACAAACACAGGCACCACUGGAAACCCAAACAACAAUGACACUGCUAUAGACAAUGAACUGACGCAGAUCCUCAAUGAAUAUAACAUGAAUUUUAAUGAUAAUUUGGGCACAUCAGAUGCUAAUAAAAAUAAAUCUGCUUGUCCAGAUUCCUUUGAUGCUAAUACCAUGACAAAGAUAAACCCAAGCCAACAACUGCAACAACAAAUAAACCAAUUUCAACAGCAGCAAUUCACAUCUUCACAUAAUAACAGUAGCACUAAUAUGAAAUCUUUCAACAGUGACCUUAAUUCGAACAGACAAAGAGCUUCUUUACCCAUAAUUGACGAUUCAUUGAGCUACGAUUUGAUCAAUAAACAAAACGAAGACUCCAAAAAUAUCGUACUGCCGAACACUAGUUCAUCUUCGUCCCAACAAUUCAUUAAACCAUCUAUGAUUCUCUCUGAUAAUGCAUCUGUCAUUGCCAAAGUGGCAACCACAGGCUUGGGUAACGAUAUAUCAUUUUUGACAGAACAGGAUGAGCAAAAUGGCAAUGAUACCCCAAACUUUGAUCUAUGCAUGUCUCAAAUGAAUAUGACCCCGUCAUCGCCGACCUCAUCAUCUUCUGCCUCUCUUGCCACGAACCACUUCUAUCAUCAUUUUCCACAACAAAACCACCAUUCUAUGAACUCGAAAAUUGGAUCUUCUAUUCGAAGACGAAAAUCUGCGGUGCCGUUAAUGGGCACAGUGCCGCUUACCAACCAACAAAAUAAUAUAAGUAGUAGUAGUGUCAAUGCAAACGGAAACGGUGUUGGAGUCACAAAGGAAAGGAGACCAAGUUAUAGAAGGAAAUCAAUGACGCCAUCCAGGAGAUCAAGUGUCGUAAUGGAAUCAACAAAGGAACUUGAAGAGAAACCGUUCCAUUGUCACAUUUGUUCCAAGAGUUUCAAACGGAGUGAACAUUUAAAGAGGCAUGUAAGAUCGGUUCAUUCUAAUGAACGUCCAUUUGCAUGCCACAUAUGUGAUAAGAAAUUCAGUAGAAGCGACAAUUUGUCGCAACAUAUCAAAACCCAUAAAAAACAUGGAGACAUCUAA
Molecule: messenger RNA, 2115 nt
Organism: Saccharomyces eubayanus
Lineage: Eukaryota; Fungi; Ascomycota; Saccharomycetes; Saccharomycetales; Saccharomycetaceae
Gene: MSN2
Product: stress-responsive transcriptional activator MSN2
Exons: 1
Coding region: 1-2115 (704 amino acids)
Biological process (GO): regulation of transcription by RNA polymerase II
Cellular component (GO): chromatin
Molecular function (GO): RNA polymerase II cis-regulatory region sequence-specific DNA binding; DNA-binding transcription factor activity, RNA polymerase II-specific
Source: RefSeq, a predicted model, not a curated record